Molecule: messenger RNA, 2777 nt
Organism: Aedes aegypti (yellow fever mosquito)
Lineage: Eukaryota; Metazoa; Arthropoda; Insecta; Diptera; Culicidae
Exons: 4
Coding region: 117-2687 (856 amino acids)
Source: RefSeq, a predicted model, not a curated record
ACACAGCUGGCAAGGGACAGUUUAGUCGGUGCUUGAUUGCGACCGUUAGAUUAUUUACCUUCGGGUUGUGCAAAUUACGCACCAUUCAGUAUACGGCAGGUUGAGCGUUGAACAGGAUGGCAGAAAUUCCGAGCAGCGAGAUCCCUUCGUGGAUGACCAAGGAGUAUUUCACUGAUGUGGUAGCCCAGAAGUUGGGAAUCGCUGAAAGUGAGGUGGAAAUUAGUGCUCUUAACGUGAAACCUGCCACCGAGUCUGGGGAUAACUUUGCUUCGAAGCUGUAUCGCGUGGCGAUCGAUGUCAGCUGUAGUGAUGGAUCCUCAAAGAAAAUCCCAUUGAUUGUGAAAGCCUUGCCCAAUCUUGGUCUGGCUGAAGAAAUGAUUCAGAUGUUGAACAUUUUCCCAAAGGAAACUGCAAUGUACGCGGAUUUAUUGCCGAAGUUUGAAGAACUAUACCGCGAGAAGGGUGUUGAAGUCAGCUUCGGUCCCAAGUGCUUGAAGAACAGCAUUAAGCCAACGGACAUUAUCGUGUUGGAGGAUCUCAGCGAGAGAGAUUUCAGAAUGGCCAAUAGACGAGAGGGGCUCGAUCGAGCUCACGUGGACACGUUUUUGAAAAAGUUGGCUCAGCUGCAUGCUGCUUCUGCUGUGUAUCAUGAGAAGAAUGGCGAGUAUAAGGCUUGCUUUCAGGAGGGCAUAUACGUCGAGAGAUCGUUGGUUAUGUUUGAAAGCCACAUGAAGUCACACAUGGAGUCGGUGUCGCGAAUCAUUCGGAAGUAUUGGCCAAACGGAGAGUUCUAUCAUGAAGUUAUGAAUGAUUUCGGGAUCAAUAUGUUCUUCGAGAUGAUUAAAAUAGUUAAGGCCGACCCGAAUGGAUUCAAUGUGCUGAAUCACGGUGAUGCAUGGUGUAAUAACUUCAUGUUCCGAUACGGUGCGGACAACGCGAUUGAGGAAAUCACUUUGGUUGACUUCCAGAUGUGCGUAUGGUCAUCACCCGUCAUCGAUCUGCACUACUUCAUCUUUACGUCCAUCAACCCAACGAUCCGUUUGCCUCAAAUGAACAGUAUUAUUGGUUUGUACUACCGCAAUUUGGUCGAAAAUCUCCAGCUGCUCGGCUACUCUAAGAACAUCCCAACCUUGAAGGACCUUCACCUGGACUUCAUCGAUAAGAUUCUAUAUGGAUUCUCAUCGUCCUUCUCGGUUCUGCCCAUUUGCCUGAUGGAGAAGACCGACAACGCCUCGAUCGAUGCGAUGAUGGCCGAUGGUGAAGCCGGUCAUGCUUUCCGAGAAAAAAUGUACGCCAAUCCGGUGUACUUGAAGCAGUUGGAAGAGCUUCUGCCAUAUUUCUACAAUUAUGGGGCAUUCGAUUGUCGGCACACUGGAUAUCAAUCGCCAAGUAAAGUCUAUAGUGAUUACCUCUUGCUUCCCGGAUGGAUGCGGAAGGAAUUCUUCUAUGAGGUUGUCGAACGAAAGCUUGGUCUGGAACUGGGACAAUAUUCGAUCGAGAAAAUUUGGGUGGAAAUGGCCACCAAGAAAGGUGAUAACUACGGAUCUACAAUGUACCGCGCAAAAUUAGAUGUGUUGGAUAAAACUUCGUCGUCUUUGAAUCAGUUCUCCGUCAUCGUUAAAAGCCGCCCAACUGGAAUGGCUGCGGAAUUCAGCAACAAGCUAGAUCCAUUUUCUAAGGAAAUCGAAAUGUUCACGAAGAUUAUUCCAGCAUUUGAAAAAUUCUACGAAGAGAAAGGUGUAAAAGUAGAAAUUGGACCUCGGUGCUUGAAAAUCUGCAAAGGAGUCCCGAGUGACAUUAUCGUAAUGGAAGAUUUGUGUAGUCAAAACUACAGACUUGGUAACAGACAGGAAGGUGUUGAUCAGCAGCAUGUAGAAUCGGUUUUGGAGAAGCUGGCCGAGUUCCACGCUGCUUCGGCGGUUUACCAUGAGCGAAAUGGAGACUAUUCUAGUUCCUUCAAAGAAGGUUUGUACAAUAGAAGCAACCUCUCUACGAUGGAAUACAUGUUCAGACCAGCUUACGAGACUGGUUUAGAAACAUUGAAAUCACACGAGUUUGCCAAAGAUUACAUAGAUGAUUUGGAAAAGCUUCGACCUGUGAUUUUCAGUAGAACUAUUGAAAACUUCGCUGUUGAUCCCGCUGGAUUUAAUGUGUUGAAUCAUGGCGACUUCUGGAUCAACAACGUCAUGUUCCAGUACGACAGUGAAGAUCGUCUGAAGGAUUCUACGCUUCUGGAUUUCCAGGUGUGCUUCUAUGGGUCCCCAGCUUUGGAUUUGAACUACUUCUUAUUUGUUUGUAUAAAGUUGGAUAUUCGCCUCUCCAAGCUGAACUAUUUCAUCCGAUAUUAUCACGAGAAGCUAGUGGAUAAUCUAACGUUGCUGGGGUACGGAAAAGCUUUGCCCACGUUGAAGAGCUUGCAGUAUGAUUUCUACGAUCGAAUGGUGUACGGAUCAUCCAACAUUUUCGGUAUCAUGGCUGUUUUGGCCGUUGACCCAUCGGAAGACGUCAGUUUUGAAAUGAUUCAGCAGGAUAGCGAAGCGGGCAAGGAGUUGCGAAAACGUAUCUACACCAAUGAGCGAUAUGUGAAGGCUUUGGAACUUCUAUUGCCCUACUUUGGAGACCGUGGAGCAUUCAAGGAAGGAGCGGAAUUGUGCAGCUUUGUCAAAAAGAAUAAAACGAGUGUUUAGCUUUAUAUCGCAAUAGAAACGUUCGUUUUUGGACAACGAUUCCUUAAUUUAUGACAGCGGCAAUAAACUUCAAAUUUGAGAAACAGUCAA